AUGGCAAAGACGCUAGUCGUUGCAGCGACUCUUCUAGUUUUAGGAAAUGUUGCAUUCAUCCAUGGCGCGUUUCCUCCCAGCCUCAUCGUUGACAUGGUACAGAUCGUCUUAGACAAUUACUGUUCUCCAGAGAAGCUGGGAGGGCUGAAGGAGGCCAUCGCAGCAGCCAGCGGCAAUACAGAAAUCCUCAACAUUCCAGAUGGUGAGUCUCUGUCUCGAGUCCUCAGCGCUGGCCUCCAGACCACAAUCAGUGACCCACGCUUGAAGAUCUCCUACGACCCAAACUUCGUCCCUGUGGUUGCCCCACAGAUGCCUGCCCUCCCCCCUGAGCAACUUGUCGCAAUGCUCCAGAACGCAAUCAAGCUGGACAUAUUGGAAGGCAACAUCGGGUACAUGAGGAUCGAUCACAUCCUUGGGGAGGCGACUGCGGACAAGAUCGGCUCGAUGCUGGUAGACUUAGUCUGGAAAAAAGUCCUGCCUACUUCAAGUCUAAUCUUUGAUUUGCGCCACACAAGUAGCGGGGACAUCACGGGACUCUCCUAUAUCGUCUCGUACUUCACUUCAGCGGACUCUGUGAUUCACAUCGACAGUGUUUAUGACCGUCCCUCGAACACCACCACAAAGUUGAUGUCCUUGCCCACACUGCUGGGAGAGAGAUACAGCACAACCAAACCUCUCAUCAUCCUCACAAGCAAGAACACCAAGGGCGUAGCUGAAGAUGUGGCCUACUGUCUCCAGAACCUGAAGAGGGCCACCAUUGUUGGGGAGAAAACCGCUGGGGGCUCUGUCAAAAUAGGUCAAUUUAAAGUUGGCGACACAGAUUUCUACAUAACGUUGCCCAUCGCAAAGUCCAUCAACCCCAUCACUGGUUCAACCUGGGAGCAAACAGGUGUCACCCCUGAUGUUAAAGUCAACGCAGAGGACGCCCUCGUCAUGGCCAUCAAGAUAGUUCAACUCCGCGUCCAAGUUCCUGCCAUUAUUGAGGGAUCAGCAGCCCUGAUCGCUGACAACUACGCCUUUGCGGAGACUGGCGUUGAUGUCGCAGCAAAGCUGAAAGAACUCCUAAAGAAGGGAGACUACAACAUGAUUGUCUCGAAGAGCGCCCUUGAAGAGAAACUUUCCGCAGACCUGAAGACCCUGUCUGGAGACAAGAGCCUGAAGACUACCAGUAACACCCCAGUCCCGCCACCUAUUAACUAUACUCCAGAGAUGUACGUUGAUCUCAUCAAAGUCUCCUUCCACACGGACAUUUUCGAGAACAACAUCGGCUACCUGCGUUUUGACAUGUUCGGCGACUUCGAGGAGGUCAAGGCUAUUGCCCAGAUUAUUGUGGAGCACGUGUGGAGCAAAGUUGUCGACACUGAUGCAAUGAUUGUUGACCUCAGGAACAACGUGGGGGGGCCUACAACUGCAAUCGCAGGUUUCUGUUCGUACUUCUUUGACGCCGAUCAGCAGAUUGUUCUGGACAAACUGACAGACAGACAGUCUGGCACCUCCACGGUACUCCAGACACUGCCUGAACUCACAGGUCCGAGGUACGGGUCCAAAAAGAGCCUGAUCAUCCUGACCAGUGGAGCAACAGCCGGGGCAGCAGAGGAGUUUGUCUUCAUCAUGAAGAGGCUGGGCCGCGCGAUGAUCGUGGGGGAGACCACAUUGGGCGGAUCCCACCCACCCAAGACCUUCCAAGUCGGUGACAGCGACGUCUUCCUCAGCAUCCCCACAGUGCACUCUGACACUAAGUUGGCGCCAUCCUGGGAAGGAAGCGGGGUUGCACCUCACAUACCGGUCGCCGCCGCCGCUGCCCUCGAGACGGCCAAAGGCAUUUUCAACAAGCACUUGGCCAGUCAGAAGUGA
This is a messenger RNA of Syngnathoides biaculeatus (alligator pipefish), 1854 nucleotides long. It is a transcript of the gene rbp3, whose product is annotated as retinol binding protein 3. The transcript is spliced from 4 exons. The record is from RefSeq and is a predicted model, not a curated record. Gene Ontology annotation, biological process: proteolysis. Gene Ontology annotation, molecular function: retinol binding; serine-type peptidase activity. Bases 1 to 1854 code for a protein of 617 amino acids. Lineage: Eukaryota; Metazoa; Chordata; Actinopteri; Syngnathiformes; Syngnathidae.